GCCGUACGAUUACUACCCCGAGUCUCCACGUUGACGCAUCAUUUGGCUUCAAACCAAUAACAAAAGAAGGGUCCUCGUAAAACCUAUGCAGCGCCAACACAGGUGAUAAUUUCUCACCUUCAGUAAAUUCUAUCAAUUUCUACCUCUAGGGCUAUUAGUUUUUCUUUCGUGGUCUCUGGGAUUUCACAUUUCACUGUGCCCAUCGUCUCACUUUCUUCACUAACUUCUAUGGACUACAGCUCCGAAGAAGAUUCGGAUCUAAGUGAUUCUGAGAUUUAUGACUAUUCGGAGAAACCUUAUGAACUGUUAAGAGCUGGAAAAUAUAAGGUUAAAAACUUGAAUGGAACUCUUAGAUGCCCUUACUGUGCUGGGAAGAAAAAACAAGACUACAAAUAUAAGGAUUUGUUGCAACAUGCAUCUGGUGUUGGUAAGGGUUCUGCUAACAGAAGUGCAAAACAAAAGGCAAAUCACCUUGCUCUAGCAAAGUAUUUGCAGGUUGAUCUAGCUAGUGAAGCAGAGCCAAUCCAGAACCCAGCUUUAACCCUAGUUGUUAGUCAACCUUCACAGCAAGAAGAUCUUUAUUAUGUUUGGCCCUGGACUGGCAUAAUUGUUAACAUAAAGGAUAAUUUGGUUGAUUCUACAUACUGGAUGAAGGAAUUUGCUAAAUUCAAACCAAGUGAUUUCCAAAUAUUCAUGAAAGAUGGUGGCAUGGCUGCUCAAGGUGUAGUAGUCUUCAAUAGUGACUGGAAUGGUUUCAUAAAUGCAAGUGAAUUUGAGAAGUCUUUUGAAACAGCACGUCGUGGUAAAAAGGACUGGAGCUCAAACAAGUUAGAAGCUGACUCAAAGAUUUAUGGAUGGGUCGCGCGGGAAGAUGAUUAUAAUUGUGAAGGGCCAAUAGGGGAAUACCUCCGCAGCAAAGGAACAUUGAGGACUGUUUCAGAUAUUGUUCAAGAAGCAUCUGAAAGCAGAAAUAGUAUUGUGACAAACCUGACUAAAGAAAUCGAGAUAACAAAUGAAAACCUUGACAAAAUGCAGUCUAAGUUUAAUGAGAAGACUAUGUCCUUGAGUAGAAUGCUUGAGGAGAAAGAUAAGCUUCAUAAUGCUUUUGAAGAAGAAACAAGGAAUAUGCAGCGUAGAGCACGUAAUGAGGUACGACGGAUCUUGGAUGAGCAAGAAAAAUUGAGUAGUGAGUUGGAUGAGAAAAAGCGGAAGCUUGAUUCUUGGAGCAGGGAUCUAAACAAGCGUGAGGUACUAACUGAUCAAGAGAGGCAGAAACUUGCGGAGGACAAGAAGAAGAAAGAUUUGAGGAAUGAAUCACUCCUGUUGGCGUCAAAAGAACAGAAGAUAGCGGAUGAAAAUGUCUUAAGGCUUGUUGAAGAGCAGAAGAGAGAGAAAGAGGAGGCCUAUAACAAGAUACUUCUGCUGGAAAAACAGCUUGAUGCCAAACAGAAAUUGGAAAUGGAAAUUGAAGAGCUAAAAGGGAAAUUGCAAGUGAUGAAGCAUCUUGGAGAUGAAGAUGAUACAGCUGUUCAGAAAAAGAUAAAAGAAAUGAAUGAUGAAUUGCAAGAAAAAAUAGAGAAUUUGGAAUGUGUGGAGAGCAUGAAUCAAACCCUCAUUGUAAAGGAACGUCAGAGUAAUGAUGAACUGCAGGAAGCUCGCAAAGAAUUAAUAAAAGGAUUAGAGGAAAUGCUUAAUGGUCCUAAAGGUAAUAUUGGGAUCAAGAGAAUGGGAGAGCUUGAUCAGAAGGUUUUUGUGACUAAAUGCAAGGAAAGAUUUUCUCUUCAAGAGGCUGGGACCAAAGGGGUCGAGCUUUGCUCUUUGUGGCAGGAAAACGUGAAGAAUUCUGCUUGGCAUCCAUUUAAAGUGAUUACGAAUGAGGAUAAAGCAGAGAUAAUUAUAGAUGAAGAUGAUGACAAGUUACGAAGCCUGAAGCAGGAAUGGGGAGAUGAGAUAUAUUCAGCUGUUGUAACAGCCUUAACAGAAAUAAACGAAUACAAUCCAAGUGGUGGGUAUACUGUUGCUGAGCUAUGGAACUACAAGGAAAAAAGAAAGGCGACAUUGAAAGAAGUUAUAACUUACAUUGUGGAUCGCAUCAAGCCACCUAAGCGCAAGAGAGGAUAGUCAAAAGGUAGUACAAAUGCUGAUAUAUGAACGGGUAGAUGGGGAAGUUGCAAUGAGCAUUUGAAUUGUUAAAUAGGAUAACUUUUCAUCAAUAAAAUCUGACAAAGUUCCCUCAAUACUAAAACUAUGAAUCGAUUGAGGUUGUUUAUAAAAACUAUGAAUGCCAUGAAUGGAUUGAGGUUGUUUCCGCUGAUU
This is a messenger RNA of Vigna unguiculata (cowpea), 2316 nucleotides long. It is a transcript of the gene FDM1, whose product is annotated as XH/XS domain-containing protein. The record is from RefSeq and is a predicted model, not a curated record. Gene Ontology annotation, biological process: gene silencing by siRNA-directed DNA methylation. Lineage: Eukaryota; Viridiplantae; Streptophyta; Magnoliopsida; Fabales; Fabaceae.